This is a messenger RNA of Mucor mucedo, 771 nucleotides long. RefSeq lists its product as uncharacterized. The transcript is spliced from 6 exons. The coding region runs from base 1 to 771 and encodes 256 amino acids. NCBI's taxonomy places the organism in Eukaryota, Fungi, Mucoromycota, Mucoromycetes, Mucorales, Mucoraceae. The record is from RefSeq and is a predicted model, not a curated record.
AUGAGGCAUGACCUUGUGGGCUUGCCAGAAACGUACAAAUCAACCGUUGUACAGAAUGUGGGUAUGCAUUUACUAAACUUCAAGCUUUGGAUUAUUUGCUUUUUAAGAGGGUUUUUAAACUAUCACCGUCAGCAAACACGAGUAUCUAUUCCUGCAAAAACUAUAGCUGGAAAGGCUUCAAAUGCUAUAGUUACUCACAAAUCAUUCAGUCAAGCAGAACUUAGAGUAUCGUACUCAAUAUCUUAUGCUCGUAUUUCCGGGCCCAAAGCAAUGUACGGCCUAUUCGCAUUAGCCCAAAAACGAAACUUGAAUGGCAGUGAAUUGUACACCCAAUAUGAGCUAAAAGAAGAGCUUUGGAAAAAUAUGUUUGAUCUAGAUAAAGUUGAAAAGAAGCGACUUUGUAACUGUCCAAGUCUGUAUCAUGCUACUGCAGAAUCCAGCUCGGACAAGCAAAGUCGGUUUGCAUUUUCGCUAGGAACUGAUGGACAUAUGGCUUCCUUGCUUUUUGAAGGCACUAAACGAUUCCGUGUUCCUCAAAAUAAAGAAGAUUUACGUAUGCUGACAAGGCGUAUAGAUUUGUCUACAGUUAAACGUGGACUUUAUCCACUCUCCAAGAACCCAAUUGGCCUACAAAUAAAUGAUCGCUUAAUCGGUAUCGAUCCAAGUGUUCGGGAUAUAGUAACUGUUGUUGAUUGUGAAGAAAAUGUUAUGACAAACAAGCAAACGACAAAAAAGCACUUUUUCCCCAUUAGUUACAGAUCGUAUAAGUAA